AUGCAAAUGGCAUCUAAAAAUGAACACAAAGAUCAGUUGUUAUCUCCAAAAAAAUGUAAAAAAUAUAAAGCCACAAACGAAAAAGAACAAAUCUUGAAUCAACUUGAAGAUUAUAAAGACUCUUCA
Molecule: messenger RNA, 126 nt
Organism: Dentiscutata erythropus
Lineage: Eukaryota; Fungi; Glomeromycota; Glomeromycetes; Diversisporales; Gigasporaceae
Source: the annotation of a GenBank genome assembly